AUGAAAGCCCUGAGCUACAUUCGAAAGCGCAUUGGGCAUCAUCACGAUCUAUUCGAUGGACCUGGCGAGCCUUUGCCAAAAGGAAAGCAAACAGAACCGAAGAUAAAAUGGCGCCACUCAAGGGCCAGAGUUCUCUUGUAUGAUGACAUUGAGAGGGGUGUUCUACAAUUUGACGACGAGGACCAGCCGAUGAUAUCUCUCAAAGAUAUCUACGCGAUGCAUCCAGAAUACGCCGAUUAUUUGUUCGUAAACUUUGAACGAAGAUUGAUAGCACUGAAAGAUCUUUUCGACGAACUGAUCCGCCGCGCAGAUGACGACAUCGCUGCGCUAGAAAACUACAUGGCAAAUCAUGAGAUCUCAGAGGUGAACUGGCUCGGAAUGAUACAGUGGCAAGGGUCAGAGGCUCAAGAGUAUGUCAUUGAAGAUAUCGACGAAGACGCGCACCUGGAGAGUUUACAGAGCCAUGCAUGA
This is a messenger RNA of Cylindrotheca closterium, 471 nucleotides long. The record is from the annotation of a GenBank genome assembly. Lineage: Eukaryota; Bacillariophyta; Bacillariophyceae; Bacillariales; Bacillariaceae.